AUGCCCAAGUGCGAUUACUGCGACGUCUACCUGACGCACGACUCCAUGAGCGUGCGGAAGGCGCACAACAGCGGUCGAAACCACCUCCGCAACGUCGUCGACUACUACCAACAAAUCGGCCAUGAGAAGGCACAGUCCGUCAUCGACUCCAUCACCUCGUCCUACGCCGCCGAAGGCCAAGCGCACAACAACCCCAUGCUGCCGCAGAACCAGCCGGGCCAGGCCUUCCCACCGCCCUUCCCCUUCCCCGGAGGUGUACCGCCGCCCUUCCCCGGCAUGCCCGCCGGCGCGCCCCCAUUCCCUCAGGGCAUGAUUCCUCCUCCCGGUCCAGGUGGUCGCGGAAUGCCGCCCAUGCCUCCCUUCCCCGGUGGCCCCAACGGAGCGAUGCCGCCCGGCGGCUUGCCGUUCCCUCCCCCCGGAGGACUUCCUUUCCCGCCUCCCGGCGCACCGGGCUCUCUGCCCCCGCCCAACUUCCAGUUCCCUGGCAUGCCGCCACCAGGUGCCGGUGGCUUCCCUGGAGCACCUCCAGGCGCGUUCCCUCCUGGUAGCGCACCCCCGGGCCAGGAAAAGAGAUGA
Colletotrichum gloeosporioides is the source of this 576-nucleotide messenger RNA. RefSeq names its product U1 small nuclear ribonucleoprotein C. Gene Ontology annotation, cellular component: U1 snRNP; nucleus. The transcript is spliced from 4 exons. Bases 1 to 576 code for a protein of 191 amino acids. Lineage: Eukaryota; Fungi; Ascomycota; Sordariomycetes; Glomerellales; Glomerellaceae. The record is from RefSeq and is a predicted model, not a curated record. Gene Ontology annotation, molecular function: pre-mRNA 5'-splice site binding; zinc ion binding. Gene Ontology annotation, biological process: spliceosomal snRNP assembly; mRNA 5'-splice site recognition; mRNA splicing, via spliceosome.